AUGGCUUGUUAUCGUCUGAAAUGUGACUCACACUUUGUUGUGCAAGAACAUGUUGGCAAGAAGAGAAAUCUGAUGGAUGUUCCUUACGAAAGACCUGAGGAGUUGUUGGUUAAAAGGAGGAGAUCAGAGUCAGGAGAGAAGGACGUGGAGACCAUCAAGCCUGAGACCAAUGUAGAGGCAUCCUCCACUGUCACAAGGAGAGUCGGCGAGGAGAAUCCUUUGAAGAGAAAGUGCAUGGAUGUUUCUCAAGGACCUGAGUCCAGGCCUGAAGGGACAGCAAAAAGGAGCAGAACAGAGACAGAGGAGAACUAUAAGAAGAUGAAAGACAUCAUUUUAAAGCGCUAUGCAGUGGUGGCGCUGAAGAUCAUGUCCAAGAUUCUUAAUGACAAGUACAUCACAAUAAACGGUGACACACGCAGACUCCCCGCUGAGGUGGCGAUUUUGGAACUUGUGUGCAAGCCGCCACGCUGUCCGUAUGUGAUCGAACUGCUAGAUUGGAUCGAGACGCCCGCAGGCAUCAACAUCGUCUUGGAGAGGCCGGACCACUGCAUUGAUCUCUUCGAAUUCUGUAGGCGUGUGAACGUGACUGAAAGUAUGGCUAAAGUCAUCAUGCAGCAAGUCAUUCAGGCUGCACAUCACUGCCGUGCCCGGGGUGUGUUCCACCAUGACAUCAAGGAAGAAAAUAUUCUCAUCAACCCUCACACCCUUGAAGUCAAGCUCAUUGAUUUUGGCUGCGGUGAUCUACAUAAAGACACUCCCUACACUGAAUAUGCAGGCACUCCGAUUUACUUCCCUCCUGAAUGGCUAACCGAAGGAAAGUACGAGGCGGAACCUGCUACUGUCUGGGGUCUGGGUGUCCUCCUGUACAGCAUGCUGUGUGGACACAGGCCUUUUAACAGCUCACACCAGACUGUUUAUGAAAGCCAAUGUUUCCCAGGUCAUCUGUCUAUGUCUUCCUGCAGUCUGAUCAACUGGUGUCUACAAAAAGACCCAAAAAGACGUCCAACACUAGAGCAGGUUAUUGCACACAGCUGGAUCCGAAAUUACACAGUUGCCCCCUGCUGCAGAGCCCCCCUGGCUCUAGGAGGAAUGACUCCAAUCAGCCCUGCAACACUAAACAGUCUUUCACAGGCUGCUGAGGCCGGGAGUGCCGUAUUAAGUUUAAGUGAUAGCUGGCACACAGCUGGGAAGGACUUCAGUACAAUCUACUGUGUCUCCUGGGCACCCCAGGUACGCAUACAAAUGCUGGGUCGUUUCAAGAGGGCUCUCUUCAAGGAGGAAAAGAAGUUCAUCAGGAUAAAGAAAUUCAUACAGAAUUAA
Tachysurus vachellii is the source of this 1320-nucleotide messenger RNA. Its product is annotated as serine/threonine-protein kinase pim-2-like. The transcript is spliced from 8 exons. Gene Ontology annotation, cellular component: cytoplasm. The record is from RefSeq and is a predicted model, not a curated record. Gene Ontology annotation, biological process: protein autophosphorylation; negative regulation of apoptotic process; regulation of mitotic cell cycle. Gene Ontology annotation, molecular function: protein serine/threonine kinase activity; ATP binding. NCBI's taxonomy places the organism in Eukaryota, Metazoa, Chordata, Actinopteri, Siluriformes, Bagridae. The coding region runs from base 1 to 1320 and encodes 439 amino acids.